This is a messenger RNA of Zophobas morio, 965 nucleotides long. Its product is annotated as brachyurin-like. NCBI's taxonomy places the organism in Eukaryota, Metazoa, Arthropoda, Insecta, Coleoptera, Tenebrionidae. The record is from RefSeq and is a predicted model, not a curated record. Gene Ontology annotation, biological process: proteolysis. The coding region runs from base 156 to 935 and encodes 259 amino acids. Gene Ontology annotation, molecular function: serine-type endopeptidase activity. The transcript is spliced from 7 exons.
AUUUUCAUACAGCUAAUUAUUUUCAUGGGAAAAUUAACUGAUUUAUUAUAAAAUAAGUAUAAACCUACCGCAAACGUCAUAUCAAUUCGUAAUGGUCGUAAAGAUAAAAUCGUGGGUAUCGAUCAACCAUACCUAAAUUGUGUAUAACGUUCACCAUGAAGAUUCUCCUUUUCUCAUCGUCUCUGUUUCUUUCUGUCUACAUUUGGGUAGCUGAAACCAAGGCUCCCCGUAUAAUCGGUGGACAAGCAGCACGUGCUGGUCAAUUUCCAUUUUCAGCAGCCAUAUACACAACCACUGAAGACGGAAGAUAUUUUUGUGGGGGAGCGUUGAUCAGUAACCAGUGGAUUUUGACUUCCGGUCAAUGCGUUUCUGGAGCCGUAUCAUUUACUAUUCAUUUAGGUUCAAACAGCUUGGAAGAAGCUGAUCCUAACCGGAUUACUGUGGCAACAUCUGAAUUUGAGCUACAUCCGGAGUUUGACCCCAUUACUUUAAUCAACGAUGUUGGACUCAUAAAGUUGAGACAGCCUGUAAUGUACAACGACUAUAUACAACGUGUUUUGCUGGCUUACGAUUUCACCAGUGAUGAGACUGCUCUGACUGGGAUUGGGUGGGGACAAACUAGUGACUCUUUAAAUGGACUUUCCGACGAACUUCAGUUUGUAACUUUGGUUGCUAUUUCUAACGACGAUUGCAAAGCUGUGUACGGAAAUCAAAUAUCGGACCAUAUGAUUUGUGUUGCUGGCGAUUAUAACGAAGGAACUUGCAACGGCGACACUGGAAGUCCUCUCUUGGAUAACGAUCCAGUUAGUCGAAGUUUGCGCCACGUUGGCAUUGCUAGUUUUAUUAGUGGCAAUGGGUGUGAAAGCACCGAUCCGUCUGGAUACACAAAAACGUACUCCUUCAGAGAAUGGAUAAGAAAUAUAACAUCUUUGUAAACAGUGUUAAAAUAAAAAUGUGUUAUUUCA